UCUCCCGCGGAGCCACGCUGGAGGGGUUGAGGUGCAGAGCGAGUGCCCUGGGGUGGAGGAUGAUGUAACGCAGAGUGUCGCCCUCCCAUGCUAAGAGCAGCCAGCUCCAACCUUCGUUAGUAUAAGUGUCCGCGCAGUGCCUGGAGAUGACAACGAAGAGGAAGAUAAUUGGGCGUCUGGUUCCGUGCCGCUGUUUCCGGGCCGAAGAGGAAGUCAUCUCAGUGCUCGACUACUCCCACUGCAGCCUCCAGCACGUCCCCAAGGAGGUGUACAGCUUCGAGCGCUCGCUAGAGGAGCUGUACCUGGACGCCAAUCAGAUAGAUGAGCUGCCCAAGCCUCUGUUCGGCUGUCAGGCCCUGCGGAAGCUGAGCGUCCCAGACAAUGAUCUGUCCAGCCUUCCCACCACCAUCGCCAGCCUGGUCAACCUCAGGGAGCUGGACAUCAGCAAGAACGGAAUUCAGGAUUUUCCAGAAAGCAUCAAGUGUUGCAAAUACCUCUCAGUUAUCGAAGCCAGUGUCAAUCCCAUCUCCAAGCUCCCGGACGGAUUCACACAGCUCCUGAACCUAAGCCAGCUAUACCUGAACGACGCCUUUUUGGAGUUUCUCCCGGCAAACUUCGGGAGACUCACCAAGUUACGGAUCCUGGAACUGCGAGAAAAUCACCUGAAGACGUUACCAAAAUCGAUGCACAAACUGACCCAGAUCGAUCGGUUAGACCUGGGAAGCAACGAAUUCACAGACCUGCCUGAGGUCCUGGACCAGCUACACAGCCUGAAGGAGCUGUGGAUGGACAAUAAUUCCCUACAGACAGUCCCUGGGCCUCUGAGCAAGCUGAAGCAUCUGACAUACCUGGACGUGUCUAAGAACAGGAUCGAGACGGUGGAGCUGGAGAUCUCGGGGUGUGAGGGGCUAGAGGACCUCCUGCUCUCCUCCAACAUGUUACAGCAGCUGCCUGACUCCAUAGGUCUCUUAAAGAAACUCACGACGCUGAAAGUGGACGAUAACCAGUUAAACACGCUUCCCAACACGAUCGGAGGUCUCUCUUUGCUGGAGGAGUUUGACUGUAGCUGUAACGAACUGGAAUCCCUGCCCCUCACCAUCGGGUACCUGCACAACCUCCGCACUUUCGCUGCCGACGAGAACUUCCUCACUGAGCUGCCCAGAGAGAUCGGGAGCUGUAAAAACGUGACAGUGAUGUCUCUGAGGACAAACAAGUUGGACCGACUGCCGGAGGAGAUCGGGCAGAUGCAGAAACUCAAGGUCCUCAGCCUGAGCGACAACCGGUUAAAGAAUUUACCUUUCAGCUUCACGAAACUUAAAGAACUGGCUGCCCUCUGGCUCUCUGAUAACCAGUCCAAGGCGUUGAUCCCGCUGCAGACGGAAUCUCAUCCCGAAACCAAACAGCGAGUGUUGACCAACUACAUGUUUCCACAGCAACCGCGCAAUGAUGAAGACUUCCCCUCAGACACUGACAGCUUCAACCCCACUUGGGAGGAGCAGAGGCAGCAGAGGAUGCAGGUGGCUUUCGACUUCGAAGAGAAGAAGGAGGAGGCGGAGGCCAAAGGCAAAGUUAAGGUUGAGAUCAACUUGAAGAGGUACCCGACCCCUUACCCCGAGGACCUGAAGAACAUGGUGAAGUCCGUGCAGCACCUGGUCGGCAAGCACAGCGGGGGAGCCUCCGCCGUCAACUCGGGCGCCGCCACUGAGCCGGAACGUUCCGGAAAGGAGAAGUAUGAUCACAAGUGGCCCGUGUCAACGAAAGAGGUCACACUUCAGGAUUCCUUAAGGGAGUCUCCGAGCGACAUGAGACUGGGGGACAUGAGAUCAAGCAUGGCCGAAACUCCGCUCUUUAAACCCAAGGUCGUCUUGUUCAAGGAGAAGAAAGAGUUGUCAGACGAAUCAGAGGGCGAGCGGGUGAACAACAGUGGCUCAUCGGGCACCUUCUCGGACUACUCACCCUCGCAGGGCUCUUCGGGCUCCUCUGGGAUCCCCAUUAAAGUCAGCACUUUACAAACAGCCGUGAAGGACAGCGUCCCCGGGACCUCCUGGGGCAACAGGUUGAGCCAGACCUUCCAGCAAACACUGGAGGCCAAGCCAUUACUGAGCCAACGGGAGGUGGGGCCAAAUGUCAGCCUGGUGGGGCAGCGAGCGGAGAGACGGCCGGUGUCCGAGCCCUUCCCGGACAAGUGGCCGGACGGCUCCCAUUACGACAACACGGGAUUCGUGGCCGACGAGAAGACGGCGGGGAUGGACACCACGGGGGGUGGGGCCGGAGCCCACCCCAUGUUGAGCUCCAAGUCCCGCAGCCUCUCCGCCCAGAGCCGCCGGCCCCUGAUGAGGCAGGACCGCAUCGUGGGGCUCCCCCUGGAGCUCGAGCAGAUCCCACACACUGUCCACAGUGCUCCCGACUCCGAGCCCCCCCCUCCCACCCUCUGGCAGAACUGGACCCGCACCCCCAGCCCCUUCGAGGACCGCACUGCCUUUCCCUCCAAGCUGGACAUCACCCCCGCCAGCAGCCCCUCCCCUGGCAGGAAAGACCCCGAGACCGAGCCCCCGCGGACAGAGGGGGGAGGGUCCGCUGUCAACUUCCCUGGAAGGUUCCCGCCCCAGGCCUCCUGGGGGUAUCUGGACUCCGAGGGGCCCCGGGGCCAGACGGACAGGUUCUCCCACCUCUGCCGGCCCGAGUCGGCCAAAGUGUCCACCUACGGCAGCCGGAGCUCUGACAGGCCGAUGCCCAUGAUGAGGGGGCUCCGAGCCAGUCAGUUCAAGAAGUCGCAGAGCAUCGAUGAGAUCGACAUUGGGGCCUUCAAGGUCUACAACAUCCCCCUGGACAGCUAUGGUUGCAGCAUUGAGAACCCGGGCAGCGUGGACCUGCCCGAUCCGGGGCCCGAGCCCCCCGGCAUGUCUCGCAGCCGCUCGGCCCCCAUGUUGGAUGAGGAGCUCCUCGAAGCCUACUCUGGGACCGGGGGCAAAGGCUCCCACAACAAGGUCCCCGUCACCAAAAAGGUCUAUCACUUCGACCACAGCUUCAACCCCCAGGGGCCGAUAGACGUGAAGCCCGAGAGGCGGGUCACCACCUCCUUCACACACAACGUGGAUUAUGGAGGCCACCAGGGCAAGGGAUCCUCCAAGGAGCCUGUGGGACCUCCCACCUUCCGCGGCUACCAACCCAUGGACCACAUGUACUCCUUCUCUCAGCCCUCGGUCAACGAUGAGACACUUAACCCUCGCUUUGCCGGAGGUCAGCCCAGCUUCCUGAGGCAGUCGGACUCACUGGCCACCUCGACCGAGAUGAUGCUCCAUCGGAGGGCGGUUGAGACCCCCGAGGUCUUGCAGGGCGAGCGCUACGUCAGGACUCACUACCGGGGGGUGCUGGAGCACCAGAACAGCGCCUCACUGGUGGAAUCUCAAUUCCUCAAGAGGAACGGGAGGUUUGAAGAGGACUACCCUACCUUCCAGGAGGUGAAGAACCAGGCGAGGAACUUCCAGGACAAGCCCUUGACCCAGAGAAGGCCGCUGUCUGCCCGGAGCUACAGCACGGAGACUUACGGGCAUUCCCAGGCCAGGCCGGUGUCCGCCAGGCCUACCAUGGCGGCCCUGAUGGAGAAACUGCCCUCGGACUAUAACAUGGGCACCUACGGGGGCAGGAAGGCUUCUGAGAGCUGCGAGCUGAGGAGCAGACCCACCCAGCUGAAAGGAGAGGACCUCACCUCCAAGUUCCCCAUGGACUGGAGACAGCAGUUACUCAGGCACAUAGAAGCCAAACGGUUGGACCGGACGCCGUCGCAGCAGAGCAACGUCCACGACAGUGAGAUGGAGGACCUCUCGCCCGGGGGUCCCUGGAGCUCGUACGGGCUGGGGCGGAGGGACGUGCCGCCCGAGAGCAUCAUUAAAAAGCUUCCUGAGUCUUUGCCUAAUGGGCUGAAUUACCCACAGGCAGGUAGCCACCCUCACCCCCACCCCCAGCCAGUGCCAGGCCCAGGGCAAGGGCAAGGGCAGGGGCCAGGGCCGAGCGGGCUGGCAGGCGGCCCCCAGCACAGGGGCAGGGAGCAGCAGUACGAGGGGGCCGUGUCCAAGGUGACGCUACAGCACUACCAGCAGCCGCUGCAGAUCGGCAUCUCGUCCUCGCAGGGCGCAGGUCCCAGAGCAUCGCAGCCCAGUCGCUGCCUCACGCAGAUCAAAGCACAAAAGAGCAGCGAAGUUUAUCAGGAGCAGUUCUGUGUGAGGAUAGAGAAAAACCCUGGACUGGGCUUCAGCAUCAGUGGAGGCCUGGGCGGGCAGGCGAACCCCUUCAAGCCAUCUGACAUGGGGAUCUUCAUCACUAGAGUGCAGCCCGAUGGCCCCGCAUCCAACCUCCUGCAGCCCGGAGACAAGAUCCUGAAGGCUAACGGACAUAACUUUGUGCAUAUGGAACAUGAAAAGGCUGUGAAUCUCCUGAAGAGCUUUCAGAGCACGGUGGACCUGAUUAUCCAGCGUGAAAUCACAGCCUAG
This is a messenger RNA of Callorhinchus milii (elephant shark), 4490 nucleotides long. RefSeq names its product leucine rich repeat containing 7 (gene lrrc7). The record is from RefSeq and is a predicted model, not a curated record. Gene Ontology annotation, cellular component: postsynaptic membrane; postsynaptic density; adherens junction. Lineage: Eukaryota; Metazoa; Chordata; Chondrichthyes; Chimaeriformes; Callorhinchidae. Gene Ontology annotation, biological process: neurotransmitter receptor transport, endosome to postsynaptic membrane; neurotransmitter receptor transport postsynaptic membrane to endosome. Gene Ontology annotation, molecular function: protein binding.